This is a messenger RNA of Dunckerocampus dactyliophorus (ringed pipefish), 2143 nucleotides long. RefSeq names its product activating signal cointegrator 1 complex subunit 1 (gene ascc1). Gene Ontology annotation, biological process: DNA alkylation repair; regulation of DNA-templated transcription. Gene Ontology annotation, cellular component: nucleus. Lineage: Eukaryota; Metazoa; Chordata; Actinopteri; Syngnathiformes; Syngnathidae. The transcript is spliced from 9 exons. The record is from RefSeq and is a predicted model, not a curated record. Gene Ontology annotation, molecular function: RNA binding. Bases 716 to 1789 code for a protein of 357 amino acids.
UUUCACCGGCCCCUUUAGGGUAAGUGUACAGCACCUUCCUAGGGGGUAUGAGCUCCGAGGCGCUGAAGCCGGAGCCGGUCACCGAGCUCCCGCUAACGCCUCCAGCCGAGGAGGACGAAGAAGACGCCGCCAUUACCUUGUGCAAAAAUUGAAAACAUUGCACUUGUCACUUUCGUACCUAUUGCAGCUCUGCAAGUUAUGCAAAGGCGUUAUCGCGAUAACGACCUAGCUUGCGCUACCUCCUUUGAUAGCCACUCUGUGAACUAAUGACAGAAAAUCAGCCUGUCGACAACACGACAGGUAAUGUAGUUGCCAACUUUGGAAAUUUAAGGUUAGUUGGUAAUAUAUCUUACCGUCAAUGCGUGUAAAAAAAAAAAAAAAGAUUAAAAUUUAGAUUUUUUUUAAUCCGCUAGGUUGAUGAUGUUUGUUUGGCUUCCUUAACAACACUUUACGACAGUGACUGGACGUUUUACGGCUAAAGUGUUUUUUUCCGUCUGUUUUUUUCUGUUUAAGUAGCCCGUGAUUGGUCAAAAUAUGUGCUUCUUCGGUCUUUACAGCCCCACGGUGCGACCAUGUAUAGACCAUCUGGAUGGCGGGAAGGCAAAUCCAAAUGCCCGUUCCAGUUUGCGUUGUAGAUCUACUAAAACAUCUCAGAAACUAGUUCGCUACGCAGCCAAGCUAAACUAACAUAUGUGGUUAGUGAAACAUUUACAUCAUGGAUGUUUUACGCCCUCCCCUGAUUAAUAUACAUGGUAGAUUAUACCGAAAGAACAUCACUAAAGAAGAGCACUAUGAAGAAGAAGGAGAAGAAGGAGAUAUCUCCUAUACGGGACCACCAGAAAGCGAUGAGUUUGACACAGAAGAAUUCUGCGACACACACUUAAUUGAACAGACCGAGAGAGGUUUCCAGUGUGCUAUUGAUGUUCCAAGUGUUCUAUACAAAUACAUCAUCGGGAAAAAAGGAGAAACGCGUAAACGCCUGGAGUUGGACACAAAGACGUCCAUAACCAUCCCCAAACAAGGAGUGGAAGGACAGAUUGUCAUCACAGGGUCACACAAACCUGCAGUCUCUUCUGCCAUCACAAGAAUUGAAAUCCUAGUUGACAAUUUUCGGAAGAAGCAACCGUUUACGCAUUUCCUAUCAUUCCCUCUCAAUGAUCCCAAAAUCCAAGAUGGUUUGCUGAGAUUUAAAGAUGACGUCUUGGAGCAGUGUUCACAGGAUCACGGAGUGGAUGGAAGCAUCUUUCAGAACCCUGCAAAGCUUCACCUGACAGUCGGUACUCUCACGCUUUUGGGUGACACGGAGGUGAGGAAAGCGUGCGAGCACCUCCAGGAGUGUGAAAACUUUAUCAGGGACAUCACAGGAGGUAAGCCUGUACCUUUAGAGGUCAGGGGGAUCGAAUAUAUGAACGAUGACCCGGCCAUGGUGGACGUCCUGUACACCAAAGUCAACAUCAAAGAGGGCUCUGAUAAUUUGCAGGUUAUCGCGGAUCACCUGGUUGAGUAUUUUGUCUCCGUGGGGCUGAUGGUGAGACAGUGGGACCGAGUCAAGCUGCACGCCACUGUGAUGAACACACUGUUCAGAAAGGACUCCACGGGGGAAGAGGUCAGCGGGCUGGGAAGACAAACUGCGUAUGAACGAGAGGCUUUUGACGCCAGAAACAUUUUAAAGAUAUUUGCAGCAUAUCAUUUUGGAGACCUGGAGCUGAAUACAGUGUCUCUCUCGCAAAGAUACUCAACAGACUGCAUGGGCUACUACGCCUCUGCAGGAAGCGUCAAGUUCUCCUGAGGUAUCACAGCCCACAGUGUUCUAAGAGUGGAGUUCAGAGAAUGGGACAAUAUUGGCUGCCACACUGCAGUGUGCACUUAGUGUUCUGUCCAGUAGGGGGCAGCAACGUUCUUUUUCUUUUUGUAAAUCAACAGAAAAUAUAUGGAGGGCUGUCAGAAUUGAAUAAUAUAAAGCAGUGAUUCCCAAACUUUUUUUGUACACCCUAAUCCCGCACACUUAAACAAAAAAUCCUUUUAACGUUACUUAGCUUGAAGUAUUAAACAUAAUUGUUUUAUAGCAAUUCUAUUAAAAUUGUAUUUUGCAUGGUCACAUUUUGAUAAAGUUUCACUGAUAAAUACAUAAGUAACCAUCCUA